UUCGGAGCAGCCCGCCGUGCGCUCUUGGGCAUCUGGCUCGCUGCGCCCUGGGCGCCCGUUUCCCUCGCCUCUCGGCCAGCAACAGCAGCAGCAGCACCGCCGCCCCCUCCUCCUUCCUCCCCUAACGCCCGCUGUUGUGAUGCGUAUUCCCGUAGACCCCAGCACCAGCAGGCGCUUCACACCUCCCUCCACGGCCUUCCCCUGCGGCAAGAUGGGAGAGAACAGCGGUGCCCUAAGCGCGCCGGUCCCGGGACCUCGCAGCCGGACCGAGGCGCGCUCGGUGGUGGACGUCCUGGCCGAUCACCCGGGAGAGCUGGUGAGGACCGACAGCCCCAACUUCUUGUGCUCGGUGCUGCCUUCCCACUGGAGAUGCAACAAGACCCUCCCCGUGGCCUUCAAGGUGGUAUCCCUUGGGGACGUCCCCGAUGGGACAGUGGUAACGGUCAUGGCUGGCAAUGAUGAGAACUAUUCGGCGGAGCUUCGGAAUGCUUCGGCUGUAAUGAAGAAUCAGGUGGCCAGGUUCAAUGACCUUCGCUUUGUCGGACGGAGUGGCCGAGGAAAAAGCUUUACGCUGACCAUCACAGUCUUCACCAACCCUACUCAGGUCGCUACAUAUCACCGGGCCAUUAAAGUGACCGUCGAUGGGCCCCGGGAACCAAGAAGGCACAGGCAGAAGUUGGAAGAACAAACAAAAUUCCAAGAUCGUUACGGAGACCUGGAAAGGCUUCGGCACUCUAUGAGAGUCACUCCAACGACGGCCAAUUCUCGGGGGUCCCUGGGUGCCCCAGGGCACUUUGGUACACAAGCUCAGAGCCAGAUUCAAGGUACCUCUGAACUCAGCCCAUUCUCUGAUCCACGGCAGUUUGACCGGUCCUUCUCUGCUCUACCAGGCCUCACCGAAACCCGGUUUCCAGACCCCAGAAUGCAUUAUCCUGGUGCCAUGCCUGCGGCCUUCCCUUACACAGCGACACCAUCAGCCACAGGAAUUGGCGGCCUCAGUAUGACCAGCAUGCCAACGGCCACUCGGUUCCACCACACCUACCUUCCCCCACCAUACCCCAGCUCCACCCAAAACCAGAGUGGACCCUUCCAGACCAAUCCUUCCCCUUACCACUUGUACUAUGGUGCCUCCUCUGGGUCAUACCAGUUCUCCAUGGUGGCAGGGGGAGAGCGCUCUCCAACCCGGAUGCUGCCAUCUUGUCCUGCCACGGCAGGAAACAACUUGAUCAAUCCCAGUCUCGCCAGUCAGGCUGAUGGCGUGGAAGCAGACGGUAGCCAUAGUAACUCACCGACAACCAUGACAACCACUGGGAGGUUGGACGAAGCUGUCUGGAGGCCAUAUUGAAAACGCACUGAAGGCCCAAGCCCUGUUCUUCACAAAUUGGUGGUUCAAAGGAGAAAAGAACCAAAAAAGAGCUGCAACUGGCGAUCCUGUCCUCUCCACCCCCAAAGUGGCCUUGGCAUCCCCAAUGAGAUCGCUCUUGUCCAAAACCUAUGAUAAUAAGAAAUGAAACAAGCACAGGAAGGCUAGAGAGAGCAUGAAUUUGGAUACAUUUUACAACCAAUCUUUAUAGGCUCUCCUUGACCAAUGGUCUUCGGCAGCCUUUCCCCAACUUGGGACAUCCAGAUGGAUUGGGACUACUUGGAGUCGUUACCUGAAAACACCUUGGCAGCUGUCGGCCACGAAAGACUGUCUGUUGCGUCCAGAACAGGCAAAAGAAUGGGUAGAAACUCUACUUGGUUGUAGCAAAAUGGCCAAACACAAAAAGCUCUGGAUCAGCCUUUCCAACCUGGUGUCUCCCACAGAUAAUACCUUCCAGUAUCCCCAGCCAGCUUGGAGAUUAUGGGAAGUGUAAUCCAAGCACAUCCAGAGAGCACCUGGUUAGAGAAGGUUAUCCUUAGCAAUCAUCUCAAAGGCCAAGCAGUGUUUCAAAUGAAUGGAUGGGUGGAUGGAUGGACACAUGAUGGAUCAAAGGGUCUCAAUUAAUGGAGCUGAUGGCAGAGGUCUAUGAAUCCAGGUCAGGCUGGAGUUAGGAUCAGAAUGUUUCCCCAUUUUGCACUGCACACACUUUCUCCUCUCUAAGAGGACAUAAGAGCAAAAAGAUCAGGGCAGGAGACAAAGGUUUGGUGACAGAAUGGGAAUCCAACGGAUCCUAUCCAUAGAACAUGUGAAAAGAUUCUGCUAUUUCAGUCCCAUGAAAAAAAAAUAUACAACUGUGAUUUCCUUCCCUGGGAUUCACUUGGGUCAGAAUUCUCUUUCUGAAUUUCAGCUGAAGCAUUUGGGAUGUCCCACUUUUUCCCAUUAAGAGGUUGAGGUGGCUUUUUAAACCCUCAUUCUGAUAUCCCCAGGUAAAGAUGGCCAGGUGAGGUCAUCAGUGGUGGGUUGCAGGUGGUACGCCCCGAUACAGGCGUACAUGUGCCUGCCCGGAGCACCGGGCAC
Molecule: messenger RNA, 2440 nt
Organism: Thamnophis sirtalis
Lineage: Eukaryota; Metazoa; Chordata; Lepidosauria; Squamata; Natricidae
Gene: RUNX3
Product: RUNX family transcription factor 3
Biological process (GO): regulation of cell differentiation; regulation of transcription by RNA polymerase II; hemopoiesis
Cellular component (GO): nucleus
Molecular function (GO): DNA-binding transcription factor activity, RNA polymerase II-specific; RNA polymerase II cis-regulatory region sequence-specific DNA binding; ATP binding
Source: RefSeq, a predicted model, not a curated record